AUGUCUUUGAUACACUUGUUCUUGUUCGCGGGUUUGGUGAGCCUUGAAGCUGCUGCGUCGUUUUCCCCGGGAUCGCGCUCGAUUCUCCGGGACAUCGGCAGCGACAUCGCCGAUCAGAAAGACAACGCCGUCGAAUUGAACGCUACCAACUUUGAUUCAGUCUUCCAAGAUUCCCCCGCCAAAUAUGCCGUUUUGGAGUUCUUCGCUCACUGGUGUCCUGCAUGUAGAAACUACAAGCCGCAUUAUGAAAAAGUAGCAAGGCUCUUCAAUGGAGCAGAGGCAAUACAUCCUGGUGUCGUUUUGAUGGCUAGAGUUGAUUGUGCAAUAAAGAUGAAUGUCAAGCUCUGUGACAAGUUCUCCAUCAAUCAUUAUCCGAUGCUCUUUUGGGGCCGUCCCAGUAAGUUCGUUGGUGGUAGCUGGGGACCUAAACAAGAGCAAAACGAGAUCAGCGUAGUCGAUGAAUGGCGCACUGCUGAUCUUUUGUUGAACUGGAUCAACAAGAAGAUAGGCAGCUCUUACGGCUUGGAUGAUCAGAAAUUUGGAAAUGAGCAUCUCCUGCCAAAUAUAUCUGACCACGAACAGAUUUCUCAUGCCGUACAUGACAUUGAGGAGGCAACUGAAGAAGCUUUUGAUAUCAUUUUGGCACAUAAGGCAAUCAAGUCAUCUGAAACCGGAGUUUCGUUCAUUAGGUUUCUGCAGCUUUUAGUGGCACACCAUCCUUCAAGAAGGUGUCGUAAAGGAAGCGCUGAAAUUCUCGUGAACUUCGGUGAUAUGUGUCCGUCAGGCGAAUGUUCUUAUGACCAGGAUUCUGCAGUGAACGCUACUACCCUACGAAACUUCCAUAUUUGUGGAAAGGAUGUUCCACGUGGAUAUUACAUUUUUUGCCGUGGCAGCAAGAACGAAACUAGGGGAUUCAGCUGCGGAUUAUGGAUCUUGAUGCAUUCACUUUCCGUGAGGAUUGAGGACGGAGAGAGUCAGUUUGCAUUCACAACCAUUUGUGAUUUCAUCAACAACUUCUUCAUGUGUGACGAAUGCCGCCGGCAUUUUCACGACAUGUGCUUAAGCGUGAAAACUCCGUUUAAAAAGUCACGUGAUAUCGUCUUGUGGCUGUGGAGCACACACAACAAGGUCAAUGAGAGACUGAAGAAGGACGAAGCUUCUCUUGGAACAGGAGACCCCAAGUUCCCAAAGAUGACAUGGCCACCGAAGCAGCUUUGCCCGUCGUGUCAUCUUUCGAGCACCGAGAAAACCAUUGACUGGGAUCACGAUGAAGUCUACAAAUUCUUGAAGAAGUACUACGGGCAGAAACUGGUGUCCUCUUACAAGAAAGAUGGUGACAGUGCGAGCAAGGAGGAGGUGGUUGCAGCUGCAGAAGAAAUGGCGGUGCCCACCAACGCUCUGGUUGUGCCAGUAGGAGCUGCACUGGCCAUAGCACUUGCAAGCUGCGCGUUCGGGGCGCUCGCCUGCUACUGGAGGACACAGCAGAAGAACCGGAAGUAUUACCACAACCCGCACUAUCUGAAGAGAUAUAGUAGUAACUAUAUGGUUAUGAAUACGUUCAGUAACAGUGAAAGCGAAAGGGAAAAGGAGAGAUGA
Molecule: messenger RNA, 1596 nt
Organism: Thlaspi arvense
Lineage: Eukaryota; Viridiplantae; Streptophyta; Magnoliopsida; Brassicales; Brassicaceae
Source: the annotation of a GenBank genome assembly